AUUAGCACACUAUUUGAUGUUUAUACAACGUGAACACAGUUGAUCUGUUCAACUUUUUCUGUUACUUUAGCUAUAUUUUCGUAAAUGGAUACAGAACCAUCCACCAUUGUUAUGUUCAUAUCGGAUUGUUUCGUAUUAUAAAAUGUGUCAGGUACGUCUUUGUUAUUAAGUCAUAAUCUGUCGAUCAAGAUUACGAUCGUCAAAUAUAACGAACACAAUUAAAUCAGCGUUUUUUUGUAACAAAGUGUAUACAUGCUGGUUUGAAGUGGCCGCCCAGCUGGACUCGUACGUUUAAAGACCUUUAAUGUGAUAUAUAAAGACGCAGAUUAGUGAAACUAAAGAGGGAUAAAACCCGUAUACAGAAAUGAUACCAUCGUGUAAGUAAUGUUAUGCGAAUGACAAAACUAGUACCGUUUUUAUCUUACAACCAAACGCAACGUGUGAAUGACCGUAUUAAUAUGGGAUUAAACAAAUUAAUACAAAAAAUGGUUGCAAUCGUGAAAGUAAUGUUACGCGAAUGACCAACUAUUACCCUUUUUUUCUUACAACCAAACGCAGCGUGUGACUUAGCGUAUUACGAACGCUUGGUUCCUAAGACGCCGGUGAUUAAUUGGACAUUGGCAAUGAACACCAUCUGAACAUUAAAGGACACUUGGUGAGGAUGUUAAGAAAACUACGGCGAUUAGUCAAACUGACCGUGCUUCUGGCCGGUCUGAUAUUGACCAUGACCCUGGUGGCUGGCCCCGGUUUUCUUGCAGGUAAAGGGGACUUUGUAAACAGAGACUCUUCGGACAGAGGAUUACAAAUGACACAGGACGUCCAGAAUAUCAAUAGCUCAAAAGGACUUCAGCCAGUUGUGCCUGUUCGGGUAUCAAACAAGGCGCUGCUAUCGUCAGACGGUUACCGCCUUGCCAAGCGUCUCAGUGACAAAUGUGUUGGCUAUAGCAGACGACAUAUUUCAAACCAAAAAGAGGCUGUGUUUGCGUCAUUCCGUACCGGAAGUACUGACGUCUGUGUCAUAUGGAAGGCUGGAACAACGUUGAUCAGGCGUCUGUUUAUGAUGAAGAACGAAAUUCAGUACCGUGGUAUAGUGAAUCCGUACGAUAUUUAUUUUGGCGAAGAAUAUACACCGAGAGCAAGUAUACGCAUGGAUCCCGCGGUAAAACGAAUGAUUUUCGUUCGGGAUCCUUAUAAAAGACUCUAUUCUGUGUUUAUUGACAAGCUUUUGGCACCAAAUCCAAUCUACUGGACCUUGAUUGGCGUGAACGCAAUACGUUCGACACGCACUAGCCCUUCCCAGAAAAGUUUAACAUGUGGGCAUGACCUUACGUUUGCAGAAUUCAUCAAAUAUGUAAUUUUAACAUUGGAUCCCGUCCUACCAAAACAGUAUGCGCCCGAUGGUCAUUUUAACAGUCAAGUGAAAAUGUGUCGUCCCUGCGCGAUCAAAUACGACUUUGUAGGUAAGAUGGAGUCAUUCCGCGAAGAUUCGCUAGAGUUAGUAAAACAGAUUGAACUUUCCAAUACAACUGCCGACAUUCUUCAAGGGCGUGGCGAUAUGUUGAGAGCAGACGACGCAUUGCGCGAUUCUUGCCACCAGCCUUUUGACUCCACUUUUCGAGGAGGUUUUCCAAAAUGUGUGACAUUUUACGAGGCCCUGCAGAGAGCAUGGAGGAAGAUGCAGAUGAGAGGGUUAAUUGGCGCAAUACCAUUCCCAGUGACGCAAGAACAGGCUAGUAACAUUACUGAAAACGAUUUUGUGAAGCUUGCGAAGGAGGCGCAUGGUAAGUUUACAGAGACUGAAAGAAAUCGACAAAAAGAGGAACAUUUUGCUAAUCUAUACGCCACUGUUUCAAAAUUAGACCUGAAUAGAUUACGUAUUAUACAUAAGGACGAUUUUAACUUGUUUGAGUACGAUGAUAUGCCGUCGUCCAUUUUUGGAUGACAAUGAUUCGCAUGCCAGUCAUUUUGAAUAUACUUUACUAGCUUAUGUUAAGUUGUUUUGUAAUAAAAUGCAUUUUUUGUUAUGCCAAAGGGCUUUCUUUCAUAUACAGAAUAAUUACCAAUAAACAGAGAGUGAACUAAGAA
Molecule: messenger RNA, 2085 nt
Organism: Mya arenaria
Lineage: Eukaryota; Metazoa; Mollusca; Bivalvia; Myida; Myidae
Product: carbohydrate sulfotransferase 8-like
Exons: 3
Coding region: 662-1942 (426 amino acids)
Biological process (GO): carbohydrate biosynthetic process
Cellular component (GO): membrane
Molecular function (GO): sulfotransferase activity
Source: RefSeq, a predicted model, not a curated record